CCCGGGCGCGCGCCGGAGGCAUGGAGCGCUGCCCCAGCCUAGGGGUCACCCUCUACGCCCUGGUGGUGGUCCUGGGGCUGCGGGCGACACCGGCCGGCGGCCAGCACUAUCUCCACAUCCGCCCGGCGCCCAGCGACAACCUGCCCCUGGUGGACCUCAUCGAACACCCAGACCCUAUCUUUGACCCCAAGGAAAAGGAUCUGAACGAGACACUGCUGCGCUCGCUGCUCGGGGGCCACUACGACCCGGGCUUCAUGGCCACCUCGCCCCCCGAGGAGCGGCCCGGCGGGGGCGGGGGUGCAGCUGGGGGCGCGGAGGACCUGGCGGAGCUGGACCAGCUGCUGCGGCAGCGGCCGUCGGGGGCCAUGCCGAGCGAGAUCAAAGGGCUAGAGUUCUCCGAGGGCUUGGCCCAGGGCAAGAAGCAGCGCCUAAGCAAGAAGCUGCGGAGGAAGUUACAGAUGUGGCUGUGGUCGCAGACAUUCUGCCCGGUGCUGUACGCGUGGAACGACCUGGGCAGCCGCUUUUGGCCGCGCUACGUGAAGGUGGGCAGCUGCUUCAGUAAGCGCUCGUGCUCCGUGCCCGAGGGCAUGGUGUGCAAGCCGUCCAAGUCCGUGCACCUCACGGUGCUGCGGUGGCGCUGUCAGCGGCGCGGGGGCCAGCGCUGCGGCUGGAUUCCCAUCCAGUACCCCAUCAUUUCCGAGUGCAAGUGCUCGUGCUAGAACUCGGGGGCCCCCUGCCCGCACCCGGACACUUGAUCGAUCCCCACCGACGCCCCCUGCACCGCCUCCAACCAGUUCCACCACCCUCUAGCGAGGGUUUUCAAUGAACUUUUCUUUUUUUUUUUUUUUUUUGGGCUACAGAGACCUAGCUUUCUGGUUCAUGUAAUGCACUGUUUAACUGUGUAGGAAUGUAUAUGUGUGUGUAUAUACGGUCCCAGUUUUAAUUUACUUAUUAAAAGGUCAGUAUUAUACGUUAAAAGUUACCGGCUUCUACUGUAUUUUUAAAAAAAAGUAAGCAAAAGGAAAAAAAAAAAGAACAGAGAAAAGAGAGACUUAUUCUGGUUGUUGCUAAUAAUGUUAACCUGCUAUUUAUAUUCCAGUGCCCUUCGCAUGGCGAAGCAGGGGGGAAAAGUUAUUUUUUUUCUUAAAGUACAAAGAGACGGGGGAACUUUUGUAGAGGACUUUUUAAAAGCUAUUUUCCAUUCUUCGGAAAGUGUUUUGGUUUUCCUUGGACCUCGAAGAAGCUAUAGAGUUCAAUGUUAUUUUACAGUUAUUGUAAAUAUAGAGAACAAAUGGAAUGACUAAUCAUUGUAAAUUAAGAGUAUCUGCUAUUUAUUCUUUAUAAUAUCCCGUGUAGUAAAUGAGAAAGAAGUGCAGAGCAGGAUUAAAGAAAACCACUAAAACCGA
Messenger RNA from Pongo pygmaeus (Bornean orangutan), 1406 nucleotides. It is a transcript of the gene NOG, whose product is annotated as noggin. The record is from RefSeq and is a predicted model, not a curated record. Gene Ontology annotation, biological process: negative regulation of BMP signaling pathway; dorsal/ventral pattern formation; osteoblast differentiation. The transcript has a single exon. Bases 21 to 719 code for a protein of 232 amino acids. NCBI's taxonomy places the organism in Eukaryota, Metazoa, Chordata, Mammalia, Primates, Hominidae.